Molecule: messenger RNA, 378 nt
Organism: Leptinotarsa decemlineata (Colorado potato beetle)
Lineage: Eukaryota; Metazoa; Arthropoda; Insecta; Coleoptera; Chrysomelidae
Gene: RpS28b
Product: Ribosomal protein S28b
Biological process (GO): translation; ribosomal small subunit assembly; maturation of SSU-rRNA
Cellular component (GO): ribosome; cytosolic small ribosomal subunit
Molecular function (GO): structural constituent of ribosome
Source: RefSeq, a predicted model, not a curated record
UCAACUUAAAGAUAACCUUUCUUUUCCUGUGAUCAAGGUUUCGAGUUUACACACGUUGUAGAAAAGUCCUACCAAAAAUAAUAAAAAUAUGGAUAAACCCGUUGUACUUGCAAGAGUAAUGAAAGUUCUGGGGAGAACUGGGUCCCAGGGCCAGUGUACCCAAGUCAAAGUAGAGUUUAUCGGAGAGCAGAAUCGUCAAAUAAUCAGGAAUGUAAAAGGGCCAGUGAGAGAAGGUGAUAUCCUCACCUUGCUUGAAUCUGAGCGCGAAGCCAGGAGAUUGCGAUAAUGUUUUAUUGAGGUGGUGUGGUGAAAGAAGUUGGUCGAAUUUCAUGCAUUGAUGUAAAUUUUAUAAAUACAAUAAAAAUUUAUUGCAUUACA